AUGUUGCCUGAUAGCAGGAAGAGGCGGAGGGACAAUGAUGUCUCCCAGCUCCCGCAGUCAAAGAGGAGCAGCCGGAGUCCCACGUUGCAGGAGUGGGAGGCGGAAGCGGAGUCUUCAGGAAGCGACAGCAGCAACAGCAACUUCAGCCUGGACAGAAGCAGCGUCUCGGACCACCUCCAGACUGUGGGCAGCUCAGGCCCCGCCACCCCGCAGCCGGUGUCCACCCCCGAGCAGUCCGCUCUCAAUCAGGGACCCUACGUACACAUCAAUCAGAUCCUGAAAGAGGCCCACUUUGCCAGUUUACAGCAGCGAGGUUGCCCCUCGUCCUGA
This is a messenger RNA of Staurois parvus, 330 nucleotides long. NCBI's taxonomy places the organism in Eukaryota, Metazoa, Chordata, Amphibia, Anura, Ranidae. The record is from the annotation of a GenBank genome assembly.